This is a messenger RNA of Magallana angulata, 904 nucleotides long. RefSeq names its product putative peptidyl-prolyl cis-trans isomerase dodo. Gene Ontology annotation, molecular function: peptidyl-prolyl cis-trans isomerase activity; protein binding. The transcript has 3 exons. NCBI's taxonomy places the organism in Eukaryota, Metazoa, Mollusca, Bivalvia, Ostreida, Ostreidae. The record is from RefSeq and is a predicted model, not a curated record. Gene Ontology annotation, cellular component: cytosol; nucleus. The coding region runs from base 99 to 560 and encodes 153 amino acids.
ACAAUCACAAAGAAACUCUUAGUCGCAAGAGUGAUUGUUUAAAUAUCCAUCGGAACUCUUCUCUACUUAUCAUUGUUCUCUUGUUAAUCAAAAAAAGCAUGGCGGACGAUUUACCAGAAGGGUGGGAAAAGCGAAUGAGCCGGUCUGCAGGUAAGGAAUACUAUUUGAACCAACACACAAAGGAAAGCCAGUGGGACAGGCCUACCGCCCCAGCAGAAAAGGCUGCAAUGGUUCAGUGUUCACAUCUGCUGGUGAAGCACAGGGACUCAAGGCGGCCAUCUUCCUGGCGGGAGGAAAACAUCACUCGCUCCAAAGAGGAGGCUAUAAAGAUAUUAAAAGGGUACAGGGAUCAAAUCACCAGUGGACAGGCCACCUUUGAAGAACUGGCUUCUCAAUUUAGUGACUGCAGCUCCGCAAAGAGGGGUGGAGAUCUCGGUCCCUUUGGGAGAGGACAGAUGCAGAAACCGUUUGAAGAUGCCACCUAUUCAAUGAAAGUGGGUGAGCUCAGUGAUAUAGUGGACACAGAUUCAGGUGUACACAUCAUACUACGGACAGCAUAAAGAACGAACUUAAUGUGAACUUUAUUCAAAAAAAAAAAAGUAGAUCUGUCCCUUCUGAUGUCUCAAAACUUGGUGGAUUUAGUUGUUCACAGCAUGCUGAGUCCGCAGCAGUCUUAUGUUUACAGAGAAGAAAGAUUAUGUCUUUAAUUGUUGACAGUUACAGAUGCUAGACACAAGUUUGUGUAAGAUUAUGAAAAUAAAGCUCAUGCAAGCAUGAGUGUACAUUUCCCCUGCAAUAUAUAAUUUACCUUACCAAUUGUUUUACAGAAUCAAAUCUUAGUAGCAACAAUUUUAUGUUGUACAAUGUUAUGUAAGUGAAUUAAAUAAACUGUGCUAUUGAAAUU